AUGGCCAGUUUUCAUGACGAAUGGGAGCAGGAGCAAUGGGCCGAAGAAUUCGAGUGGGAACGCUGUCAACCGGAUCAGAUGCUAGUCUGCUCACUUGAAGAACUUGAGGGGGUCUUCGAGGCAGUGAUCAAGACAAUCAAACCUCGGCAAGCUAGAUCCGACCACUCCGUCCCAGCCAACGCCUUGUUCUUCUGUGCCCGUUUCGCCACUCAUAUGGGCACCGUCGAACUAUUAGAAGAAGUCUUACUAGGCGCUGUUGAAAGAAAUCGUUGUAUUGCUGCUUACAGAUAG
Messenger RNA from Puccinia graminis f. sp. tritici CRL 75-36-700-3, 291 nucleotides. RefSeq lists its product as uncharacterized. The coding region runs from base 1 to 291 and encodes 96 amino acids. Lineage: Eukaryota; Fungi; Basidiomycota; Pucciniomycetes; Pucciniales; Pucciniaceae. The record is from RefSeq and is a predicted model, not a curated record. The transcript has a single exon.